Messenger RNA from Symbiodinium sp. CCMP2456, 453 nucleotides. The record is from the annotation of a GenBank genome assembly. NCBI's taxonomy places the organism in Eukaryota, Dinophyceae, Suessiales, Symbiodiniaceae.
AUGUCCUCGCUGCAGGAGAAGUAUGGGCCACGAUUCCGGAAGAUUGGCAAGGGCCCAGUCCUUGAGGAGAUCAUCGGGUCUCUGCCUGAGCCACAGGACAGCCAAACGGCGCAUGCCACAGCGCAAAAGCUUCUGGCAGCAGACAAGAGGGAGCUCGCGAAGCAGAUGAAAGGGCAAGAGAAAAAGGAGGACCCGAAAGCAAAAUCGAAAGCAAAGCCUAAGGCAAAGGGUAAGGCGAAAGCCAAAGCUGGGACAAAGCCAAAGAAAGAAAAGAAAGAGCCCAAGACGAACUGGGCACGCCGCAAGAACAGCUUCAUCGCGAAGACCAAGGCAAGCUCGGAGAAGAAGAUGAACCAGAAAGAGCUGGAGGCUUGCUGGAAAGUCAGCCAGGCUCGGGAUCAUGUGCUUGCUACGCUAUCGAGAACGGAGAUCAAGCGCCGCCGCUAUGACUAA